Rhopalosiphum maidis (corn leaf aphid) is the source of this 2955-nucleotide messenger RNA. Its product is annotated as protein zyg-11 homolog B-like. The transcript has 13 exons. Lineage: Eukaryota; Metazoa; Arthropoda; Insecta; Hemiptera; Aphididae. The record is from RefSeq and is a predicted model, not a curated record. The coding region runs from base 272 to 2527 and encodes 751 amino acids. Gene Ontology annotation, cellular component: Cul2-RING ubiquitin ligase complex.
GAUAGUAUCACAAAAUAUAAUAUCAUGAUUACUGAUAAUACCAUAAUAGUAUAAUACUUAUAGACGGAUCAUAAUAUUGUUAUUAUAUACUUCACAGUUCACUCUCCAUCUUAAAUCAGCUGACUAUUACAGAAUAAUAAUGUGACUUUCGUAUUAAGUAUUAACUUUUGAGAACUCAUCGGUAAACAUUAAAGGCCUAACGUAACAUCAUACAUUUAUCUUUGUUUUUUUUUUAUAUAUAUUUAAAUUGCAAGUGAUUUUAUUAUCCAUAAUGUAUGCCAAUCCUGAAACCCUUAAAGAUUUGUGCAUUGACUAUGUCUGUGACAACAUAGAAAAACUUUAUAUGGCUGAACAAAUAAGUGAGACUGACUUACAGCCUUCUGAACCUGAGUAUAUGUUUAUUGACAGAAAUGUAUACUUGCCAAUGGAGGUGUCAGAGGUGUUGUUGACAAAACUUAGUGUACGGAAUAAACUUAAUGAUGAAAUAUUAUCACUAUUCAGUAAUAAAAAUGUCUAUUUGAGGAAUGUCAUAUUACCAAAAACAAAAAAUUUAACCACAAAAGGACUAAGAACAUUAAAAAAGCAUAAAAUAAAAAAACUAAAAGUUUAUGGUUUGGACUGUACAGUAAACGAACUUGUUGGUUCAUUAGGUGAAUGGACAACACAGAAUUUAGAAUCAUUAUGUGUAUCAAAUAGUUCAUUCAUUAGUGAUUCUUAUGAUUUGAGAUUUUGUGUUGCUGUCUCAUUAUCAAAAUUAAAAAACCUUUGUUCACUUGAUGUCAGUAAUACUGAGUUUAGUACCAACAAUUUAAUUGCUGUAGUUGAAGAUUUGCCUCUUUUGGAGUCAUUAGAUAUUUCUAAUACAAAAGUUGACACACUUUUACCAUUGGGAAAGAAAAAAAACCAAUUAAGAAAAUUGAGUGUAUACAAUUUAAAGGAAGCUACAAUGCAUUUGAUUGCUUUCAGUCCACUUAAAAGUAUGACAUCGUUGACACAUUUAGAUUUAUCAUCUGAAAAAUAUUCUCACCCAUUUGAGAAUUUUAGCUGUGAUACACCUUGGUUACAAUUUUUGACUGAUCCCGAUUGGUUACCCAAUUUAGUUUCAUUGGAUAUAUCUGGAAGCGAUAAUGUUGGUCCAAGAAUCAUGCAAGAUUUUUUAACUACUCAUAAAAAACUAAGAUUUUUAGGUUUAAUGCAUAUGGAUGAUUGUGGUUUGGCCAUGUUCACUGUUCCGACUCAUCCAUUAUAUAAUCCAGACUUGGUGGUUACUGGUGUUGUGACACAAGAGCAAUUAUUGACUGGUUUAAAGCGUUACACAAAACGUCCGACAUAUAUUCAAAAAUGUCUUUACCAUUUGUUUAAAUGGACUGAAAAAUAUAACUGCCCCAAAGUUGACAUUAUUCAAUUAAUUUUAAAUGUGAUGAACUGUCUUCCUGACAGUUUCCCAGUACAAAUGGCAGCAACUGCUUGUCUUUAUAAUUUAACCAAGAGUGAUCUAGCCUUAAACAUACAUCCUAGUGUUUUGGCUAAAGUAGUAGAAGCAACAUUAGAUGCCAUGGAACGUUUUCCCAAUCAUAAUCAGUUACAGAAAAAUACACUAUUGACAUUAUGUAGUGAUCGUAUACUUCAAGAUGUGAAAAUGGAUAAGUUCAGAUGUGCAAAAUUAGUCUUGGAUUCAUUACAUUUUUUCAAUGAUAUUGUCAUGAACCGUAUGAGUGUUGCAAUCUGCAGUAUAUUAGCUGCAAAAAUUUCUACGUCUGAAACCUCUCAAUUAGGAUCUAACCCAAGAUAUAUGGCCAAAUUGUUAUCAAUAGUAUUUGAAAAACUAUCAACUCGAACUGUUGAUGUGACUAUGAAGUUCACACUUAGUGCACUUUGGAAUCUUACGGAUGAAUCCCCUACAACAUGCAAAGUUUUCAUUGAUGAAGGAGGGUUAGCAUUAUAUAUGAAUAUAUUAAAUACAUUUAUUGAUGACAGUACUGUAGAAACUAAAGUACUUGGUUUAGUAAACAAUAUUGCUGAAGUACCACAUUUGAGAAAUAUGUUAUUCAGUAAUGAUAUUAUUCCUACUCUAAGACGUUUGUUACGGUCAGAACAAAUUGAUGUAAGCUAUUUUGCGGCUGGAAUAAUUGCUCAUUUAGCAUGUGAACCUAGUUGGGAAACAUUUACUGUGAAUAGUAAAGCUGAAGUUUUGGAAGAACUACGAUAUGCUGUUAAGCAGUGGGUACCGCCCGAGGGAGAAAUGGUUGCAUACAGGUCUUUCCAGCCUUUUAUUGGGCUACUAAAAUCAACCAAAACACCACAGGUUCAGCUUUGGGCUGCAUGGGCAAUACUUCAUGUUUGUACUAAAAAUGCUAAAAAAUAUUGUGCAAUGCUUAAUAAAGAAAAUGGUGUUGAUAUUCUUCAACAAAUUGCUUUGGAUAAAACAGUCGAUCAUGAAGUGUGUGAAUUAUGCUAUGGUAUAUUAGACUUGAUGAAUGAAUUUAGGAAAGUUUCUAAUCCAGUACAACAAAUUGAUACAUUUUAGUCAUUUAUCUUACUUGCUAUAUUCCUUUAAAUUAACAAUAGUAUUUAUUUUAUUAUUUUUCUUGUUAUAUCUUUAACUAUUAUUGUGAUUUUAAUUAUUUCUUAAUUUUUAUUCUUUAAAUAUUGUAACAUUUUAUAUUAAAAUUGAUAAAAAAAAAAAAAAAAAAAAACACUGAAUUAAAACUUGUUUAAUAUAUUUUACUAGUUAUAAUACGUAUUUAUAUACAAAUUACUGAGAUUAGUACCCAGAAUGAAUUUGGCCAUUUGGGUCUUCAGAUUUACUAAAUAUCUAUCUAAAAAUCAUAUCUGAAAAAAUAUCUAUGCUUUUAUCGAUACGUUAUAUUUCUAAUAUGUCAGCAACGUAAUAAAUCUGUAAAACUUUUGAGGUUAUUUUUUUAAUUUUUAAAAUUAUGAAUGUAUGAUGUUAAG